Macroventuria anomochaeta is the source of this 347-nucleotide messenger RNA. RefSeq lists its product as uncharacterized. The transcript has a single exon. Lineage: Eukaryota; Fungi; Ascomycota; Dothideomycetes; Pleosporales; Didymellaceae. The record is from RefSeq and is a predicted model, not a curated record. The coding region runs from base 114 to 311 and encodes 65 amino acids.
ACCCCACCCCAUGGCGUUCUAUUGGUUUGGCAUAUGUAGCAACGCGAUGAUCUUUGGCGUUUUGUUUGAGCAUAGCGCAUCAUAGCACAGCAACUUUAUUCUCAUCUCAGUAGAUGAGUGCCAUUGUCAGCAUGUUGUGGCUAACCGCUGUUUCCGCAAGGUUCUUAAAUGGUAGGUACAUCUUGGGUGCGAUCACGCCUGCCAAUUCAGCACAGUUUUUCCCUUUGCAUCAACUCUACGGCUCUUAUCUCAACACCCAAGGCGCAGACUGGCAUGCACGUGAUGCAGGUAUGAAUCUAGAAUUUGUAUAGCUACUUAUACACUGCCCGCUCUUAGCAGCUUACUUU